Molecule: messenger RNA, 506 nt
Organism: Paramecium octaurelia
Lineage: Eukaryota; Ciliophora; Oligohymenophorea; Peniculida; Parameciidae
Source: the annotation of a GenBank genome assembly
AUGAUUAAGAAGACUUGUUAAUUUAUUAAUAUAGAAUAAAAAUGGUUAAGUAAGUAGUUAUUAGAAAAUCAUCUUUAUCUUUUUCUAAAUCAGCAAUAGUCUUUAAUAAGAAGUCGAAAGGUGCAUGGGUAUAAUUUUAGAAAAUAGAAGAUAUUUAUUUUGUUUAAGCCAUGCUGUUCAAUUAACCAACUUAAGAAUUAAUUUGUAGUUGUACGAUAAAUCUAAUAAAUUAGAAAACUCUGGUACUAACUUUAAUAGAAUGGUUGGCUUAAAAAGCUCAAAUGCGUUUAAGUUAUGGGAAUUGAUGAAUCAAUAAAAAGUGGAGAAAUAGUUCUAUUCACGAAUAUAGGAAAAUGGGCUUUUCUCAGUGUCUGCAGCUUCAUAUUGUUUAUAACCAAACAUCUAUUUGCAUUAUUUAUUUAGACGUUGAAGAUUAAGUUGUUCAGAAAAGAAUAGAUGUUGUUAAAACUAAUCCAUAUGGGAGUAGUUAAAUGACUUGAGAUGGC